GUCUCUUUAUACCGCGCUCCUGAUUGGUCCAACCUAAACAUUUUCUAAUUCCAAAGCCAAAACUUCAACUGAAUUUUGGAAAAGGAAUUAUCGAUUUCCCUUUGUUAUUUUUAUACAGCUGUAUAAGUCCGGACACUUGGUCACCGUUGUAUGGAACACUUUGAAUAUUCUUUGAAGCUUGCCACGGAAGAGAUACGUGUUUUGUCCUCCAUCUUUAUCACGUGUAAAAAGUGGUGGGGAGACUUUGAAAAACUUUUACCUAGGUCCUAGACCUAGUCGGCUUUACUCAAAACGAAAAAUUCCAUUCGAAUUAAAGCCUAUUAAGCAACUUCAGUGCGGACAAAUCCAGAAUGACGCCAACAUGCAUUAGUAUAUAUUGCUUCAAUUUUUUUUCUCGUAUUGUACUGUAAAACGAUUAAAUCAGUCUUGUAGAGGACUUUAUGUCAUAUAAAUGAGUAGGCGAACAAAACAUUAUAAAUCUAUUCUAGAUAAUCCUGAAUAAUUAGCAAAUGCUAUAGAUCAAAAACACCAAAGAUAGAAGAAAAAAUCAAAUAAUAUCAAAACAGAAGAAACCAUCUAACCGGUUAUUCAAUAUGAUCCAAUUAUGGAACCUAAAAAGCUUGAAAUUAUAAAGUUGUAAAAGCAUAUUAAACAAUAGUUCAAAAUUAAAUAAUCUUUAUAGAAAUAUUGUAAAGUUUAAAAACGUUUUUAAAGCGAUAUUUAUUUAAUGGAAUAUAAUUUUUUGUGAAGCAAGGGCUAAUAAUCAUCUCCGAAUAAAAAAUGCUAAGAUCAUGCUCAACUUAUUUUUUCCUAAAAAUUCGAUUUAUUACAUUUGCAUCGUUUACUUGUCAAAUUGAAUAAGAUCCUCUUGGUGAAAAACACGUACUACAGUUUUUAUUCACGAUGCACGUUGAACUAGUCAUUCAGUGACUGCUUGUAAAGCCCAUCACGUUGCCUCUGCGUGUUCUUUUGUUAGUAAACAGUCGACGCCAAUAUAGUUAACUGUGAAUCAUCCUGCGCCUCCUCGUAUCUGGCAGUCGAUCUCAAAAUCAGUGUCAAGAACAGCUAACGAAUAACACACGUAACUCCGAACAUGUGCUCACUGCUCCUUCAGGCUCAGUAGAGAAGUAGUCGAUCACGUGGGUCACAAUAUAUAGCGAAUUCAAAUAGUUCGUUAAAUCCUUUAAAUUCAAACGGAUAUGGACUUGUGCAUCAAUAAAAAGGAAAAAAUUAUUUCGGAAACUUCGGAAAAUCAAAAAGUGAAUGAAGAUCGAGAAACAGCAACCAUGAUGUCUAUAAGUUGUCUGAACGAAGAAUGUUUAACCGAAAUCUUCGAGUACUGUGAUAUAUUUCAAACUGCCAAAGUUUGCAAACUUUGGCGAGAAGUGGCACUUCGAUCAUGGCGAACAUUCAAAUUGUACGAUUCAUCAUCAGUCUGGAGUAUCGAUGAAUAUGGAACACUUUAUAUCGAUAGUGAUAUUCUUCAACCACAAUUAAUACGCAGUGGUAGAUAUCUAAAAGCUUUAAUUCUCGAUGAGCCGAAGAGUAAUUGCAUAGAUCCAGGGACAAGAGUACAGAUUCCAGAGUUGAAUGAAAAGUCUCUUGCAAUGAUUCUACCUCAUACUCCAAAUUUACGUUACGUGAAGGCAUAUCUGAGGUAUAACGCUAUUUAUGGAAUCCAAUUUCUAACGAAUUACUGUGAGGAUAUUACGGAAUUAAUUUUAAAUUGCGAAGGAUACUGGCAGUUUAAGGCUGAGAAGCGUUUCCAACACGCUUUAGGUCAGCUGUUUAAGUCGAAGAGGAAACUAAAGAGAUUGAAUUAUAAAGGUUCAAUAAGUGGAGAAUCUUUGGAAUAUUUACCUGCUGAUAUGGAAGACAUUCAUAUACGCAGUUACAGUAUGGGCUGUGAAUCAGUAGUCAAAGGAAUUUCCAAAUUUCACAAGCUGCGGAAUCUGGAAUUGGAUGGAAACUACAACAUUACUGGUUUAUUUAUGGCUCUCCAGGCUUGCUCGAAAAGUCUAAAAGUUUUAAUUUUACGAGGUUGUGGUUCAGUUGACAUAAAAAGAGAAGAAAUCCCCAUACUGUCUAGCCUGGAAAUUUUAGAAUUGCGACAAAAUAGCUGGCUUGAAGAUGACUUUCUUCUCAAGGCUGGAGAACAUUUUAAAAGACUGAAAUCGCUAACGAUUGAAGAUGACAAAGAUUCUUUCAAUUCCUUCAACAAAGGAAUAUGUGGAAUGUGUCAACUGCCACUUGAAGAGUUGAAUUUAAUUCUCUGCAACGAAAUCAGCCCUGCAGUGUCAAAAUUACAUACCUUGAGAAGUCUCAGUCUUGAAUCUACAUUCGUCGAUCUUGAAAUUCUUUGUGAAGUCAUAAAAAAUUGUCCGAAGCUUAAAGAACUUCACAUAGUAAAUUAUACUAAGAAAGAGUGGAAUUAUGAAGUUUUAGAAGCUGCUGCACUGACUGCAAAAAAUCGUGCACCAAAUUCAAUUUUAAAAAUUUGGAUCGAUGGUAAAUUUUGGAAGGCAGUGAAAAAAAGUAUUACAUGAAGGCAUUUAAACGAAACCAGAAGUAGAUUAUACAGCUAUAAAACAAAAAAUAAAAGUCUAUGAGUCGCUGAAUCCGAAUCUGAGGUCAAAAUAGCACUUUUCACGAUUGCUUUUCGAUAUGACCUCACAAAAUCGUAUUUUUAAGUAUACGGUGGUGAAACACGGUUUUAUUAUAGAACAUCUGGAACAUAAACUUUAAACUACUGAUUUUUAAUCAGGGAUUACAUUCAUGAAAAUCAAACGCUAACUUGACUUACGUAU
Molecule: messenger RNA, 2807 nt
Organism: Belonocnema kinseyi
Lineage: Eukaryota; Metazoa; Arthropoda; Insecta; Hymenoptera; Cynipidae
Exons: 6
Coding region: 1200-2546 (448 amino acids)
Molecular function (GO): protein binding
Source: RefSeq, a predicted model, not a curated record